GGGAGGGGGGAGAGAGAGAGGGAGGGAGAGAGAGGGAGAGAGGGAGAGAGAGGGAGAGAGCGAGAGAGAGAGAGAGAGAGAGAGAGAGAGAGAGAGAGAGAGAGAGAGGGAGAGAGAGAGAGGGAGAGAGCCUAAGCCUCUAAGUGUAAUGUAUUGUUUUCUGUGAAAGGGCAGGCUGCACCCUUUUCCCCCUCCUGAACUCUGAACCGCUCGUUGUGUCAGAACUUUUAGGAGGAGUCAUUGACUUGGGUCACAGGAAAGACAGGGGAGAGAAGGAGAAGAAAAGGAGAGCGACAGUAGAGAAGUAGAGCAGUGAGAGGGACCUCCGGGUCAUUUCACAGAGACAGAAGGGGAAAGAGGUCAACUCUAUUACUUUUCCUGGAAGUGAACUCAAAAACGUAUUUAGUAUGAUUAGAAACUAAAGUGUUAUAGCUGAAGAUUUUCAGAGAAAAGAGGAGAGCACUCGGUGAGUGGACAGGCGUGUGUAAGAGAGAGUGUGUGUGUCGGCCGUUUAGCUCAGAUAUGGCCAUGGUGAGCGGGGGAUGGGGCAAUCCUAACCGGGAGACCAACGGACUGGGUGGGGAGAAGGCUUACCUGCGUGGAGAUGAGGAGGGCUCGCCCCAGGCCGGGAGCGAUGUGGAGGUGGGAGACGAAGACAAGGCGUGCGUGGUGGACUGCGUGGUGUGUGGGGACAAGUCCAGUGGGAAACACUAUGGGGUGUUCACCUGCGAGGGCUGUAAGAGCUUCUUCAAGAGGAGCAUCAGAAGGAAUCUCAACUACUCCUGCAGGUCGAAUCGAGAAUGCCAGAUAGACCAGCAUCACCGCAACCAGUGCCAAUACUGCCGGCUGAAGAAAUGCUUCCGUGUUGGCAUGCGCAAAGAAGCAGUCCAGCGUGGGCGUAUCCCUCCAUCCCACUCAGGCAUCAGUCCCACUUCUUUGGUCGGCGGAGGUGGUGGUACUGGGGCCGGGCCAGUAGGGGGCGAAUUCUUCAACGGCCAGCCAGUGUCUGAGCUCAUCUCCCAGCUGCUCCGUGCUGAACCGUACCCCAGCAGCCGCUAUGGUCCCCAGUACGGCCAGCAGCAGCAGAUGCAAGGUGCUGGAGGAGGCUCCGUCAUGGGCAUCGACAACAUCUGUGAGCUGGCGGCACGCCUCCUCUUCAGCACCAUCGAGUGGGCCAGGAACAUCCCCUACUUCCCUGAGCUGCCCGUCUCUGAGCAGGUGGCUCUGCUGAGACUGAGCUGGAGCGAGCUGUUCAUCCUGAACGCAGCCCAGUCCGCCCUGCCGCUACACAUGGCCCCACUGCUGGCCGCCGCCGGCUUCCACUCCUCGCCCAUGUCAGCAGAGAGGGUGGUGUCCUUCAUGGACCAGGUGAGGGUGUUCCAGGACCAGGUGGACAAGCUGACCCGACUUCAGGUGGACUCGGCAGAGUACAGCUGCCUCAAGGCCAUCGCCCUCUUGUCUCCAGAUGCGUGUGGUCUGACAGACCCCGUCCACGUAGAGUCUCUGCAGGAGAAGGCCCAGGUGGCUCUGAUGGAGUACGAGAGGAUGCAGUACCCGGGUCAACCCCAGCGCUUCGGCCGUCUGCUCCUCCGCCUGCCUGCCCUCAGGGCCGUGCCCGCCAACCUCAUCUCCCAGCUGUUCUUUAUGCGCCUGGUGGGCAAGACGCCCAUCGAGACCCUCAUCAGGGACAUGCAACUCUCUGGGAGCUCCAUUAGCUGGCCUUACGUCCCUGGGCAGUGAGGACAAGAGCCUGGGACCCACAGGACCCUGGAGGAACCUGGAAACUGGAACCCAGAAUGGGAUGGAGAGGGAUUAGCCACUGAUGUCAUUAAUGUCUAAAUUCUUGAGGAUUUAGUAGAGGAGGACUAUAUUGCUACUCACUCACACAGAGUCAAACACUGAGCUUCCAGUGAAUGGAGCUGGAAUCAAACCAUUGGUAGUUUAGCUGUCCGUGUAUUUCAAGGAAAUUAUUAAUUUGUCUUGGAGUAUAUUUCCUGAUCUGUAUCAUGACUUCUCUGAAUGACCUGUCUGAAACACAGAACAGGGUUCUAGAACACAGAACAGGGCUCUGAAACACAGAACAGGGCUCUGAAACACAGAACAGGGCUCCGGAACACAGAACAGGGCUACAAAACACGGAACAGGGCUCUGGAACACAGAACAGGGCUCUGAAACACAGAACAGGGCUCUGAAACACAGAACAGGGCUCUGAAACACAGAACAGGGUUCUAGAAUACAGAACAGGGCUCUGGACCACAGAACAGGACUCUGGAACCACAGAACAGGACUCUGGAACACAGAACAGGGUUCUGAAACACAGAACAGGGCUCCAGAACACAGAACAGGGCUACAAAACACGGAACAGGGCUCUGAAACAGAGAACAGGGCUCUGAAACACAGAACAGGACUCUGGAACACAGAACAGGGCUCUGAAACACAGAACAGGGCUCUGAAACACAGAACAGGGUUCUAGAAUACAGAACAGGGCUCUGGACCACAGAACAGGACUCUGGAACCACAGAACAGGACUCUGGAACACAGAACAGGGUUCUGAAACACAGAACAGGGCUCCGGAACACAGAACAGGGCUACAAAACACGGAACAGGGCUCUGAAACAGAGAACAGGGUUCUGAAACACAGAACAGGACUCUGGAACACAGAACAGGGCUCUGGAACACAGAACAGGGCUCUGAAAGACAGAACAGGGCUCUGAAACACAGAACAGGGCUCUGAAACACAGAACAGGGCUCUGAAACACAGAACAGGGCUCUGAAAGACAGACUGUAACUAAAGGCCCAGUGCCACUACUACCUCCAUCCCCAUGGCGCCCGACGCGACUCUGACCCCAGGCUCUGUGGGGCUCUCUGGCUGCUGUGUUAGGCCCCUGGGUCUCAUGUGGGACCCUAUUCCCCUUAGCUACAGUGCAUAGGGCUCUGGUACUCAAACACAGUGCACUGUGAAGGGAAUAGGGUGCCAUUUGAGAUUCAGACACAGUGAUUAUGAAGCCACAGACACGCCACAUACUGCCAUUGUAUUGUGUUUUGUCCUGACCUCUCUAUUCAUGUAAAUCGUUGACUUUGAUUUACAUUCAUCUUGAGCUUAUAGUGUAAAAUGUAAUGUGUACAUUAUGCAUAUGUGGUCAUGUUAAAUCUCUGAACAUUAUGCAAAUAGCGGGCUCUCUCCAUAGUAUAAGCAAUAGCAUACAUGCUACAGUACAUGCUAUGGUGCCCGAACACUUGCACAAGCUAGCAGAGGUGAAUGUAUAUGAUAGAUAACCCCUCACACGCAUCCGGAGUCACAACGAGUCGCCCCUGUCUUAUACGUUGUUACCUCAAGUUGCAUACCAGUGACAGAGAUUGUAUAGUGGAUUACCUGACAAUAGAACCCUUGCAUUCUUAAACGGAACUCAGAACCCUCCGUGAUGUGAUGGAUGACAAACCCAAAGGGAUCAAAGCCUCGUACACACCAGCAUUAUGUCAUGAGCCUGAAAGUAAACUAACUGUAGGGUUGGCCUUGUCACAGGGCCUAUCAGAAGGCUCGGUGGAGCCAUGACCGUACUGCUUCGACCUGAAGGGUAGGGGGCUCGGGGAAGCGGUUGCUUUCAGAUCAGACAUUUCAUGUGAUCGUCAUACAAUGUAACUAAAGGUACAGACCCCUUUAAGGACUAAAGGGUGUGCUGUGUAUUAACAGUAAAACUACGGUACAGUGCACAAGGCUAAGUGCAUACUCUUAGUGAUAUUGGCCUGGACUGCAAUUUCAUGUGACCAUGCUUCUUUUUCUUUUUUUUUGCCAAAUGACUUACUCAGAGUGGACGUAUGAAUACCUGAAAUCAAAGAAUCUGUUUUACUCUGAUGGGAUUCUGACUAACGACUUCAUUGUGUAGUUCUACAUAAGAAUCAUGUUUUUAUUGCGAUGUCAAACCAAAAUGUAAAGAAAAUUGCUACUGCUGACCAUGGCUAUUUUUGCUUUACUAAAAAUAAAGUACAAGUACUCUGA
Molecule: messenger RNA, 3997 nt
Organism: Oncorhynchus masou masou (cherry salmon)
Lineage: Eukaryota; Metazoa; Chordata; Actinopteri; Salmoniformes; Salmonidae
Gene: nr2f6b
Product: nuclear receptor subfamily 2, group F, member 6b
Exons: 4
Coding region: 523-1740 (405 amino acids)
Biological process (GO): cell differentiation; negative regulation of transcription by RNA polymerase II; anatomical structure development
Molecular function (GO): nuclear receptor activity; RNA polymerase II cis-regulatory region sequence-specific DNA binding; zinc ion binding
Source: RefSeq, a predicted model, not a curated record